Molecule: messenger RNA, 2451 nt
Organism: Fusarium mangiferae
Lineage: Eukaryota; Fungi; Ascomycota; Sordariomycetes; Hypocreales; Nectriaceae
Exons: 7
Coding region: 1-2451 (816 amino acids)
Biological process (GO): carbohydrate metabolic process; glycoprotein catabolic process
Molecular function (GO): beta-mannosidase activity
Source: RefSeq, a predicted model, not a curated record
AUGCCUCCAAUUGCACAAAGAACGCUGCUUGAAAAGGGAUGGUCAUUCAAGAAAGCAACAGAUGGCCAUGAUGCUUGGAAGCCUGUGGCCAGAGUGCCAACGGUUGCCCACAUUGACUUGAUUGAAAACGGAAUCAUCCCUGACCCAUUUCUCGAUAUGAAUGAGCUCCAAGUUGAGUGGGUUGGAGAGACGGCUUGGACUUACCGCACUACUUUUGACUCGCCGUCUGCCAACAGUAGAUCAGUGUAUCUUAUCUUUGAGGGUCUUGAUACCUUUGCUCAAGUCAAGCUCAACGAUAUCGUCAUACUCGAGAGCGACAAUAUGUUUCUCAGCCACCGUGUGGAUAUCACUAACAAGCUUUGCAACGAGGGCACCAAUUUGUUGUCCAUCGACUUUGACAGCGCACUACUCAAGGCCAGGGAGAUCACAAAGCAAUAUCCUGAUCAUCGAUGGGAGCUCUUCAAUGGAGAGGCUGGACGCUUGGUUGUAAGGAAAGCUCAAUAUCACUGGGGAUGGGACUGGGGUCCAGUGCUUAACACCGCCGGUCCAUGGAAGCCAGUCUGGCUUGAAGUGUCAUCUGCCCACAUAAAUAACUUCCUCAUCAAUUACAGUGUUUCCCCAGACCUCGAAACGGUUCAAGGUACGGUGGAAAUCGACGUUGAAGGGCAUCAUGACACGGCAAAUGUCUCUAUCCGCUUUCAAGACAAUGUCGUUUGCGAUACUGCAGCAGCCAAGUCUUCCAGCGGCCGUCUGGUUGUCCCUUUUGCUAUAGAUCACCCCAAGCUGUGGUAUCCUGCUGGAUACGGUCACCAGUCUCAGUACACCGUGAGUGUCAGCAUCGUCAAAGAUGGUCAGAAACUGGAUGCAAAGACCAAGAAGACUGGCUUCCGGAGAAGCGAACUUGUGCAAAAGGGAGACUCUCACGGGAAAUCGUUCUUUUUCAGAAUCAACAAUAUCGACGUCUUCUCCGGUGGCUCGUGCUGGAUUCCGGCCGAUAACUUUCUACCUCGAAUCACUGCUUCCAAAGUUUGGGGCGGCGGCAUCUACGAGGACGAUGCUUUCUAUGACUGCUGCGAUGACAUGGGCAUUCUUGUGUGGCAGGACUUCAUGUUUGGCUGUGGAAACUAUCCUGUAGGGCCAGAACUCAUCCGAUCGGUUCGCGAGGAGGCAGUGCAGAACGUCAGUAGACUGCAUCACCACCCUUCUGUCGUGAUAUAUGCCGGCAACAAUGAGGAUUACCAGGUUCAAGAGCAGGCAGGUCUCGAGUACAAUCCAGACGACAAGGAUCCUUCUUCUUGGCUCAAGUCUUCUUUUCCUGCUCGGUACUACUAUGAGCAUCUCUUACCAGAGGUAGUCAGUGAGGUAUCUCCAGGGAUGACAUACUGGCCUGGAUCACCAUUCUCUGGAGGCAAAGACACUACAGACAAGACUACCGGAGAUCUCCAUCAAUGGAACGUUUGGCAUGGUACGCAGGAGAAAUACCAGGUCUUUGACAGGCUGGGUGGCAGGUUCAACAGCGAGUUCGGUAUGGAAGCCUUCCCGGCCUUGUCGACGAUUAAGCACUGCAUCACUGAAGAGUGCGACCGUUUUCCGCAGUCUCAGAUGAUGGAUUUCCAUAAUAAGGCAGAUGGUCACGAACGACGCAUCGCUACUUAUGUGGUCGAGAACUUUCGCCCUCUUCCAGAUCUAGAGUCUCACAUAUACUUGACGCAGCUUUGCCAGAGCGAAGCCAUGACUUUUGCGUACCGCAGCUGGCGUCGCCAAUGGGGAGACGAUCGUAGAUGCGGCGGUGUUCUCGUCUGGCAGAUGAACGAUUGCUGGCCCGCCAUCUCAUGGUCCAUCGUUGAUUACUUUCUCACAAAGAAGCCAGCAUAUUACUCCAUUCGUCGAGCCCUCAAGCCCAUCGCUGCGGGUGUUCAACGACAACACCACGACUGGAGUGUCGUUCAUGCAAGGCCAGCGAAGGCUUCUUCAUUUGAAGUUUGGGUUGCAAGCAACAAGCAGGAGGAGAUUACUGUCACUGUUGAAAUUCGCUUCAUUUCGAUCAAGACUGGCAGUGAUAUCAGGGAUAAAGUCGUCAAGGCCAACACGGUUUUGAUCCCGAAUGGGACGACUGACAUCCUGACUGGACAGAUUGACAAUGUAAAGGAUGAGCCACAUGUCAUAUCUGUGCGUGUUUUUCAGGGCGACACUUGUGUCUCACAAGACGUUGAUUGGCCUCAACCUCUCAAGUAUCUUGACUUCUCCGACAGAGGUGUUGAGGUUCAGGUUGGGCCAGAUGGGUAUCAACUCACGGCCAACAAACCCACCAAGGGCCUAGUCUUUGAAGAGCUUCCCGGUAUCUCCCUAGAAGACAAUUGCAUAGACCUGAUGCCUGGCGAAGUUGCUACUGUAAAGGUCAAGGGAGGCGUGAUGUUAUCUGGAGUCCCAAAAUACAGAUACCUACGUUGA